Molecule: messenger RNA, 626 nt
Organism: Elgaria multicarinata webbii
Lineage: Eukaryota; Metazoa; Chordata; Lepidosauria; Squamata; Anguidae
Gene: C5H11orf97
Product: chromosome 5 C11orf97 homolog
Exons: 4
Coding region: 14-343 (109 amino acids)
Cellular component (GO): ciliary base
Source: RefSeq, a predicted model, not a curated record
UAGAAGACGAGGCAUGAUGACCGCGUCGGCCGGGAACCAGCUGGAGCCGAGGGCUGGGGACUCGGGAAGCCGGAUCUAUGCGGAGUACAAUGAAGGGGUUCAGCCCUGGAAGAAAUUUGUCUAUGUUGAACCACCUAGGAGAGUUAAGGAAGUACUUGAAGAAGAACUUUAUUUCCGGCGGGAUGAGGUUAGAGUCAAACACCCUUCAGAAGUGGCUCUGGAAGGAAUUUGGAGCUUGAAAAGGAAUUUCCCUGUGGGAGGUUUCAAGCCGACAUCGCAGAAUCAAAACAGCUUGCUUUCCCAGCCUAAGUACUACUCCAGGCAUGCAGUAAUAAGAAGAUAGCCCCUGUGAAAAGCUGCGUCUCCUCUGAUGGAAGUGACAGGAGCAAGGCAAAGCUACAGUUGUUAUUUUUAUCCCAGUGCAGAGUACUACAUUUUAGAACUUGUACAAUAGCUUGUAAAAUAAACAUUGAAGCUUUGACUCCAUCAGUUUAUUUGUGUUGAUCUCCUAGCAUCUAACUUUAUUUGCAAAGUAUUCCAAACUCAAAAUGAUCAACAUCUCCAAAUCACCCAUACAAGCUUCUCCCUAGGGUGCCUUCUCCUAUCGGAGGUCAGCUAUUAUUGCA